Molecule: messenger RNA, 3682 nt
Organism: Cololabis saira (Pacific saury)
Lineage: Eukaryota; Metazoa; Chordata; Actinopteri; Beloniformes; Belonidae
Gene: evla
Product: Enah/Vasp-like a
Exons: 14
Coding region: 318-2447 (709 amino acids)
Biological process (GO): actin polymerization or depolymerization; positive regulation of actin filament polymerization; protein homotetramerization
Cellular component (GO): cytoskeleton
Molecular function (GO): SH3 domain binding; actin binding; profilin binding
Source: RefSeq, a predicted model, not a curated record
CACACGCUCAUCUGUGAUGCAGUCAGACAACUGGCUGGUAAAUGACUUCAUCUCUGCCCGUCUGUCAGUCAUCUCUUUGUUGCUGGAUGGAUGGAUCAUCGGUCUCAUUGUGGAUUCAGCAGUGCUUGUGUUUUGAUCCCAUUUCAUUUUUAAACGGAUGUUUUAAGUUAUUUGUGCAGCUGGUUUGUAAUUCAUAUCACAUGCUUUCAUCUGAUGGAUUAAACUGCUCUUAAUGAAUCUUAAAGGUGACAGAAAAACACAGGAUUGUGUGACAGACAGCUGUUGUUAGCGUACUUGCUGUUUCCUUGUAUACCAAAAUGGACAUACAUCGGCUCCAAGUGUUGCGUUACUGCCUUCCCCAGAGCGUCAGUGACUCAGGAAUGUUUUACAGCCACAUUGCUGCAAGUGAGCAGAGUAUCUGCCAAGCGAGGGCCUCUGUGAUGGUCUACGACGAUGCCAGUAAGAAGUGGGUGCCCAUUAAGCCUGGCCAGCAGGGCUUCAGCCGCAUCAACAUCUACCACAACACUGCCAACAACACCUUCAGGGUGGUGGGCGUCAAACUGCAGGACCAGCAGGUGGUGAUCAACUACUCCAUAGUGAAGGGUCUGAAGUACAAUCAGGCCACGCCAACCUUCCAUCAGUGGCGUGACGCUCGUCAGGUCUAUGGGCUGAACUUUGCCAGUAAGGAGGAAGCCACAACCUUUUCCAAUGCCAUGCUGUUCGCCCUCAAUGUCCUCAGCUCACCUGACAGCGGAGGUCCAGUAGUUCAGCGCCAAAAUGGGCCCUCUUCUGACGAAACCGAAGCACAGAGGAGGAUGAUGGAGCAACAUCAGAUGCAGGCGCACAAGGAGAGGGAACGACGGACAUCAGGAUCAGUCGUUUCCACUCUCCAAUAUAAAGUCUCCACCCCUCCCACCCACCCAGACACUCCUCCCGAGUACAGACAGUACAGAGCUAGCACACUGCCACCCUCCUACGUCCGCGUGGCCUCCUCUCCUCCCACCUCCACCUCCAGCUCUCCGUCUCAGGAGAAAGAGGUGGGGGUUGCUAGGGACAAGGCCCAGGUCUCCUCCCAGCUCUCUACCUCGCUCGCCUCCGCCUUUUCCCCAGUCCAGACAGGAGUGAACACCAUGGGCCGCCAGGCCCGGCAGAUCCCCCUGUCUCCUCCCUCAGCAGCCCGCUACCUUCACCUUCAGCAGCAGCAGCAGCAACAAGACAUCAUGCUCCCCCCUAAACAUGGUACUUGGUCUGCCUCCCAUUUGCAGCAAAUGUAUGCUCAAUGUCCCCCCGCCUCAUCCCCUCCGGUUAUGAUGGCCAUGGCUGUGAAGCAGGGUAUGCCCCCGCAGCCGGUCCUCCCGGUAGCUCAUCCCCUUCCGCCCGUAAGCGCUAGAAUGAAGCCCCCGCCUCUCGACCCUAACGCCGUGAUGGCCCCUCAUCAGUACCCCCAACCUCAGCAUCACCCUCACUCCAAUGGCCAGCCAGAGGAUUCCUACUCUCCUCAUUCUCAGCAUCUUCCGCUCACCCCGCAGUACUGCGAGGCCAUCCCCCUGCCUCCUCUGAUAGGUCAGGCUGUUCCCCCCGGCCCGGCCCCCGGCCACCAGCCCCAGUACCAAUCCUCCUUCCACCCUCAGCAGCAUCAGCAUCAGCAACAGCAGCAUCAGGUGUACCACCAGCAGGCCCAGAUCCCCCCUUCCUCCUUCUCCUCCCCCUCACCCCCUUCAUACACUGCCAUGUCUGACGGGGGCUCACCACAGAAGACCCCCUCCCCUGUCCCCCAGCCAGCCCCCAUGGCCAACAGCAGCGCCCCUGUAUCUGCAGGCCACCCAGCCAUGCUCUCUGUGGCCCCCCCUCCCUCUGCAGCUCCACAGCCCAUGGCUGGUCCUCCAGCGCCGCCGCCACCACCAGGCCCACCACCUCCAAUGGCUGUUCCCCCACCCAUGCCCCCUCCUCUGCCUACUGGUGGGGGGCCUCCCGGGGGCCCGCCUGGGAUCCAGCAUCAACCCUCAGGACUGGCGGCCGCACUGGCUGGAGCCAAAUUACGGAAAGUACACAGGGACGAAAGCAGCCCCCCCGGAUCUGGAGGCAAAAGUGAGGCUAACAGAUCCAGUGGUGGCAGCGGUGGUGGUGGGGAGGGACUGAUGCAGGAGAUGAAUGCCUUACUAGCUCGACGACGAAAAGCUUCAGAGAAGCCCGAUGAAGAUGACUCGAGUGGUCGGGGGCAGAACUCAACAGAUGCUGUGAAGAAGCCAUGGGAACGGUCCAACUCUGCGGAAAAGUCCUCACUGGUGUCCAGAGUGAGGCCCGUCGGCAGCAGUAGUGAAACUGACACAGAAUUUGACAGGAUGAAACAGGAAAUUUUGGAUGAAGUUGUACGCGAGUUGCAUAAGGUGAAAGACGAAAUCAUUAAUGCCAUCAGACUAGAAAUCGGCAGAAUCAGCACAUCCUAAUCUCAUGUGAGCAUGCAGAUGGAGGAGCAGGAGGAGAGCGACAGGAGGAGCUGAAGGAGGAUGGACUUACAGAUGCACAGACAUGAGGACCAGGGAAUGUUCUCUCAAUGUUUCUGUGACGUCACGUUGUCAGUUGCGGAGACGUUGUGCCAACAUUUAAGUCUGCUGGACAGAAAAAAAAGGAAUAAUAAUUAAAAAAAACUAUAUAAAGAGAGCAGGGAUUCAUGACAAUGAAGAGCAGAAGGAACAGAAAAAUUGAUGAAGCGAUGAACUUUAAUGGAGGAUGAAAAAUGAACUAAAAGAUGAAGACGUUUGUACUGAGUUUGGUGUUGUGGUCCUCUCUGUGCACCUAGACUCAGUCAGCCCAGUGUUGCAGCUUUUUGUUCUCUUUUCAGUCCAAGUCUUAAGAAGAAAAUAUUUUUUUUCUAAGUUUUUACUGUUUUAUUAUUUAAAAACUGUGGUGAUAACGAUGAUGCUAUUGAUGACAAUGAGUAUUUUAUUGAUAUUAUAGAAGGACAAAGGAAUCUUGCACACCAUUUAUGUUAGCCUUUUAUAUUUUCUAUUUCUACUUUAGUUUUAUCCCAGACAAUUUCAUGAUAAUGAGCACAAUAUGGGCAAACUGGUGCUGCAGAUCCGCCUGCCCUCAAGUGGCAAAUAAAAGAAUAAAAAAAGAGAGAGAAAAAAAAAACUUUUUAGCAGCUUGCUCAUACUGGUGUUGUGUCAAAACCAUUUUCUCCAAAAAUGAACAAUAAUCUGCUAAUGUUUAAAAAAAAAAAAAAAAAAAAGUUACCUGCUUCUAUUACCUCUGACUUGCCACAUCUGGGGCAGAAGUGACUAUAAUAGUGAAUCUGACAGCAUGCAAUACAGUCUGCUUCACAACUCCAGUGUGACCGAGCCUUUUGUUUCUCUGUACCUGUUCAGAUGUGCGAGAUCAUUGAAAUUCAGGGAUCAUUCACAAAACAGGCCAAUAACCGUAAAUGUGCCACCUGGUUUUACCUACCUACAUAUAAAACAAUGUAGUUUUACCUAUUAGUCAUCCUACACUUUGUGACUCCCCCGAGGUAUGCAUGAAACCCCGUCUCGCUUAAGUUGUUUUAUUUGGUUUAAAAACAGCAAUCAAAAAUACAUACGUAUAUAUACAUGGUGGUACAUUUAUUAUAGUGGUUUGUUUCAAUGAAAGUUCCCCUUUUUAUGUAUGAGGUGUUGAACUUGAUAAUGGUAGCAGUGUGGGGGGG